Molecule: messenger RNA, 1482 nt
Organism: Eremothecium cymbalariae DBVPG#7215
Lineage: Eukaryota; Fungi; Ascomycota; Saccharomycetes; Saccharomycetales; Saccharomycetaceae
Gene: ARH1
Product: NADPH-adrenodoxin reductase
Exons: 1
Coding region: 1-1482 (493 amino acids)
Biological process (GO): ubiquinone biosynthetic process
Cellular component (GO): mitochondrion
Source: RefSeq, a predicted model, not a curated record
AUGCUUAUUGCAAAGAGACUUAUACAUGUGAAAAGUAACCGAAGUUCUGUAUCUAUUGUAGGAUCGGGGCCUUCUGGGUUUUACACGGCAUAUCAUCUAUUAAACAAAUCUCGGAUACCACUAGACAUCACGAUAUGGGAAAAACUACCAACUCCAUUUGGGUUAAGCCGCUAUGGUGUUGCACCAGACCAUCCAGAAGUAAAAAAUUGCGAAAAAACCUUUACAGCUAUUGCAAACAAGUUUUCUGGCAAUGUCGAUCCCAAAAUGCAUUCGUUUCGCUUCAUAGGCAACGUGACCGUUGGAAAAGAUGUUCCGUUAAAAUCAUUACUAGAUAAUCAGGACGUCGUAGUCCUAAGCUAUGGUUGCGGUGCCGAUAAAAAGCUCCGGAUUCCGGGGGAAGAGGGGACACGAGGUGUCUUCACCUCUAGGCAGUUUGUGAAUUGGUACAACGGUCAUCCGGAGUUUUCAGAUAAUGCCAUAUUAAAUGAAUUUGACUGGUCGAAUGUAAGAAAAGUUGGAAUCAUAGGGAAUGGUAACGUUUCUCUGGAUAUCGCUCGGCUGCUUGUAAGUGCGCAAGUGGGGGAAAUUUGGAACAAAACCGAUAUCAAUCCAAAUGCGUUGCGUCUUCUUAGAACAGCCCCAAUAGAGGAUGUUAGGUUAAUCGCAAGAAGAGAUUUCCUGCAUAGUAAAUUCACAAACAAGGAAUUACGAGAAAUAUGGGAACUUGAACGUUAUGGAAUACAGGGACUAAUUGAAGAGAGAUACUUUAAUCCGUCACGGUGGGAUCUGUCUACGGCUGACCGGGGUCUCAAAAGACGAAUCCAGAUGUGCGAAGAGUACAUGAAGCCUUUUCAUGAACGUAAGGGAAAGUCAUACACGAAAUAUCCUCCUCCAGCAGAGGGAUACUCUAAAAGAGUGGUGUUUGACUACCUGAAAAGCCCGAUAAGGAUAAACAAAGAUCAACACGGCGUUAUCAAGUCCAUAACAGUUUGCAAAAACAGUCUCACACCCACAAAAAAAGUCUUCCACCACAUCGAAGACACUAUAGAGUAUGAUGUAGAUCUACUGAUUACCUCAUUGGGCUAUCGAGGGGAGAUGUUGCCAGAGUUUACAGACUUGAACAUCAAGUUCGAUAACAAUCGGAUUGUCAAUGAUAGAGGCCAAGUUCUAGACACCACCAGCAACCCGAUUUCUGGGCUAUUUACAAGCGGAUGGAUAAAUAAAGGAAGCACAGGAGUCAUUAUGAAUACAAUGAACAAUUCGUUUGAAGUCGGGGACAAUAUAAUUAAUUAUCUGACGGAGCUUCCCACGACGCUGCACAAGCUGCGCACACCAGAUGACAUAGUGUUGUGCGGCACCAAGGCCACGACGUGGAGCGACUGGCUAAAAAUGGAUUCUGUGGAGAAAGAGAGAGCAAUCAAUGGCCAGCCACGUCAGAAGCUAUUAACAGUGGCAGAGAUGCUAAGCCAUGUUUGUAAAUAA